Molecule: messenger RNA, 2108 nt
Organism: Cuscuta epithymum
Lineage: Eukaryota; Viridiplantae; Streptophyta; Magnoliopsida; Solanales; Convolvulaceae
Source: the annotation of a GenBank genome assembly
CCAAAUCCCAACGUAGCAAUCUAGUCUAGCACAGAGCCCGCAGCAACCCAUCGUCAAUCGUCAGGCGCUGCCUCGCUGGUCGGCCGUCGAACGGACGCCGCCACGUGCCCACGCCGGAGCUGCUGAACUAGGAAUCUGGGAAUCUGGCUUUCUGCAACCCUUCUGGCUUUGUAAUUCUGCUAGCUCUUCGGUGGUAAACUGGGAAUCUGCAGCUUCGGAACUACCUAACGGGUCAGCACUACCGACGAGGCAGCAACCAGUCCUCUUCCGCGGUUAGUCCACCAGUUACCAGUCUUCGCAGCACCCCUGUGACCCACCACCAGCUACCGCGCGCAGCUCCGCCGCCCAGCUUGACUGUCGACUGCAUCCUUUGGCCGCACCUGAACGCUGGAGAAAACUACCAUUGCCGUCUUUCGUACUAACUACUCAGCUAGGUUAAUUAGAAGGUGAAGAUUUUUAAAUUUCAGUGAAACUUUCAAGAAUUGAAUUUAGUGCUAUAAAGUCAUGUUGGCUGAAGUUGAACUCUGUGAGCACCAUCCUACUUGGAAGAGGAUCUGGAUUUAGUUAAAUAUUAAUGAAGUCCGCAACAAAAGAGAUCUUCUCGAUCCUAAAAUCCCAACAAAAGGCCCAUGCCCACCUUCUUUAUCACUACAGAACAAUUGUAAAAGUUCGUCUGAAAUGGGUGAAAAACCGAGGCUUAGAUCACAUCAUAGACGUCCAAACAGAUCUUAAAGCUGCUUGCCUUCUCAAGGAUGCUAUUGUACGCUCACCUACCGGAUACCUCAACUCCAACUCCCUCGUUGACUCCCACAAACUCCUUGGUCUCACUGUUCCCACCCUCCGGUUCAUCCGCCGGUUCCCCACUCUGUUUGAGGAGUUCCCACAUCCCAAGUAUCCAUCUUUGCCUUGCUUUAAGCUUACCCACAUUGCAAAAGUUCUUCAUGAUCAAGAAAUGAAGGUGUAUGAUGAUGUUCAAAGUGAUUUGAUGGAGAGGCUCUCCAGGGUCCUCAUGAUGACCAGGAAUAGAAUGGUACCUGUGUUAUCUCUGCAUCGACUAAAAUGGGAUUUAGGUCUGCCUGAUGAUUUCGAUCGGAACUUCAUAAAAAAAUUUCCAGAUGAUUUCACCGUCGUAAGGGGCACAAAUGGUUUACCAUGUCUAAAACUUCUCAACUGGAAAGAAGACUUUGCAUUCUCUGAGUUCCAGAAGAUGAAUGAAAAGGUCGAGUCAGCUGACAAUAACUCUGAAAGUUCCUUGUACAGGAAUUUUCGAAGAGGGAAAUCGACAUUGGAAUUCCCCAUGAGUUUCCCCAGGGGUUAUGGUGCACAGAAGAAGGUGAAAGCCUGGAUGGAGGAUUUUCAGAAUCUUCCCUACAUUUCUCCCUAUGAAGAUUCAAGGGGAAUAGAUCCUGACAGUGAUCUAAUGGAAAAACGGGUUGUUGGCGUGCUUCAUGAAAUCUUGAGCUUGACCCUUUACAAGAAAACAAAGAGAAAUUACCUAAGGAGCCUCAGGGAAGAAAUGAACCUCCCCCACAGAUUCACCAGAAUAUUUACUAGGUACCCUGGGAUUUUUUACCUUUCAAUGAAGUGUAAAACGACGACUGUGGCACUUAGAGAGGGUUACCGUCGUGGUAGACUGGCAGAUCCGCAUCCACUUACUCGCCAUAGGGACAAAUUUCAUCAUGUGAUGAGGACCGGGUUAGUUUAUCGAAGCAAAGGACUGGACAUUUUGCCUCAACUUGACACUAUUGGUGACAAUGGAGAAAAAGACACCGAUAAUGAUGAAGAAAUUGAAAACAGUAAUGAAUGCUAUGAAUAUGGAAGUUCAGAUUCUAAUGAAGACUGACGUUCGUUGCUUAACAAUUAACAUGUAGCUUCUUUACCGAUUAUAAAAGGUGGUGGUUAUGAAUUAAACAAUUUUUGAAAUAGCAGAUAUUAAUGUUUUUACAAUGAUGGUAGUUGCAUAUAGUUUUACUUUUUCAUUCAUGGUCUCAAUUUCAUAGUGGGGGUAAAAUAAAAAUGUAUGUCCAUGUCACCCCCAAAGUGUCAUUCUAGUAGUAGUAACUAGUAGACUUGGUUGAUAUUCAUUUAUAUUUUUCGUAUAUUUCUUG